AAGAUGCAGAGCCUUCCCACCGCUCAUUCCCACCCCCACAGCUCCUCUCGGCCUCAAAGUCACACCAGUAACCAGUGCAACCAAUGCACCUGCAGCCACCACUGCCGGAGUUCUAGUCCCAGCCCCGGCCCUCCGAUGAAGCACCCCAAGCCAUCCAUGCACUCUCGACACUCACCUUCAAGACCCAGACACCGCGGCAGUUGCUCCAAGAACAGGAAGACCUUGGAAGGGAAAGUGAGCAAGAGAAAGGCGGUCAGGAGGCGGAAGCGGACUCACAGAGCUAAGAGGCGUAGCUCAGGGCGAAGAUACAAGUGA
This is a messenger RNA of Mus pahari (shrew mouse), 315 nucleotides long. It is a transcript of the gene Tnp2, whose product is annotated as transition protein 2. Gene Ontology annotation, cellular component: nucleus; nucleosome. Bases 4 to 315 code for a protein of 103 amino acids. Gene Ontology annotation, molecular function: zinc ion binding; DNA binding. Gene Ontology annotation, biological process: acrosome reaction; penetration of zona pellucida; spermatogenesis. NCBI's taxonomy places the organism in Eukaryota, Metazoa, Chordata, Mammalia, Rodentia, Muridae. The transcript is spliced from 2 exons. The record is from RefSeq and is a predicted model, not a curated record.